AUGAAGAAGAGAGGCAGACGGAGAGGAGAAUGGCAGAGAGGAGGUCAAGGCUUAAAGAUGCAGUGGACCCCGGAGCACAGCCAGUGGGCUGAGCAGCAUUUCGACAUCUCCUCCACCACCCGCUCGCCAGCACACAAGGCGGAGGCCUACAGGGCGGUGCCUGGCCACCUGCAGCGCUCCGCCGCCUACCAGUACGCCUGGGCCAAUGACGACAUCUCUGCCCUCACUGCCUCCAACCUGCUCAAGAAGUAUGCCGAGAAGUAUUCAGGCAUCCUGGAGAUGCCGGGCUCAUAUUCUGAGGCCCCGGGGGUCCCUGGAGUGAUGAACGGACGGAAAGGUGAAUCCGAGCCCUGGCAGGAUGGAGUCUACCCCAUGAGCUGCGUCCCAGAGGGCGUUUCCAUCAGGAAGGGAGGGGUGGCGGCGGCUUCAGAGGUGGUGUCCGGCAUGUGCAGCUCCCCGGGUCUGGCAUCCAGCACGCUGAGUGAGCCCAGCUACUCCACCAGCAGCUGUGGGAGCCACUCAGCCACGGCCCUGCACUCGUCCUCCAUGGCCUCUCAGGAAUAUGGUCCCACGUACAGUGGCUCAUACCUGCAUAGCAGUUACAGCUCCCAGUCUGCACCCACCCCAGCCCUUCCUUCCCCACUGCACAGUUCCGGCCUUCUGCAGCCCCCUGCUCCACCCUCCCAUCCCACUUUAGUCCCGGCUUACAACGGAGGCUCCCCGAACUUGUCUAGUUAUAAUUACCCUCCAGCAGGCUACCCAGCUCAGAGCUCAGUCGGGCCAGGAUACAGCCCUGGAGGAGCCCCUCCCCCCUCAUCAUACCUCCCGUCAGGCAUUGCUGCACCCACACCUCUUCCCCCCUCUUCCACUUUACCUGGAUACCCAUACCAGAGCCACAAUUUGACCCCAAUCGCCCCAACCCCUCUCAGCAGUAGCUCCUCCAACACACUGAAGAGGAAGGCGUUCUACAUGACAGGCCAAGGAGAAAUGGACUCCGCCUACGGCAGCUUUGGCUAUGCCCAGGCACGGAGCUCAGCAGAGAGUCCGAUGUACAGGAUAGCAGACAGCAGCAGCGCAAACGGAGGCAACAACAGUACCGGUGCUGGAGGAUUUGAUCGCAGUGCUGAGAAGUCGUCUUUACCAUUCAAUCCUCAGAAGCAGUCCACUUUGCCGUCAGAGCAGCAGCAGAGAAAAUAUGGCAGCCAGUCGUCAGGGGGACCACUGACUCCGCCGGCUUACGUCUCCUCCUCCCUAGGUGGCUCCCGUUCAGCAGACUCUCUUGGGAGUUUCACCUCCCCCUCCCUGAGUGAGCAAGGUGCCGAGGACCACCGUCUCCACCUUUCCCACUCAGCACAGGGGCCUACAUCAUCCUCCUCCACCUCGUCCUCCCGGCCUGCUGAGGAGCAGCUGAAAACCUGCGACCCCCACCUCCUGGACAUGGUCACUUCGGAAAUCGUUCAGCAGGGUCCGCCGGUGGAUUGGAAUGACAUUGCAGGUCUGGAGCUGGCCAAGGCUACCCUGAAGGAGGAGGUCCUGUGGCCCAUUCUGCGUCCGGACAUGUUCAGCAGCUUGGGGCCAGCCCCGCGUUGCGUGUUGCUGUUUGGCCCCAUGGGCAGUGGCAGGACGUUACUGGGCCGAUGUCUGGCCAGUCAGCUGGGGGCACCCUUUCUCCAGCUAAGCGGUUCCACUCUGGCCACCAAGUGGCUUGCUGAUGGGGGCGAAAUCAUCCGGGCGUCAUUCCUGGUGGCGCGGUGCAGGCAGCCGGCGGUACUGUUCAUCAGCGAGGUUGACAUGCUCCUUUCGGCUCACCUUAGUGAAGAAAGCCCCAUCAACCGGCUCAAGGGGGAGCUGCUUGCCCAGUUGGACUCCCUUCUUAUCGGUUCAAGUGAAGACGGAGGCAACCAAGUGCUGGUGGUCUGCUCUACAAGCAGACCCCAGGACAUGGACGAAGGCCUGCGCAGGUACUUUGCUCGGAGGGUACUGGUGCCCCUGCCAGACAGCGCAGCCCGACACCAGAUCCUGAAUCAGGUCUUGGCCCAGUCUCAGCACAAGUACUGCUUGAGUGAAGAGGAGCUGGCAUUGCUGGUCCAGCGCACUGAGGGUUUCUCUGGACUGGAUCUGGCCAGACUCUGUCAGGAAGCCCUCAUUGGUCUCUUGCACGCCUCUGCGCAGGGCAUGGACAUGUCGAGUAUUAUGCCGAGGGGCCAGAUGAGGCCCCUUACCUACCAGGACAUUGAGAGUGUCUGCUGUAAAUUCCAAGCCAGUAUAUCACAGAAAGAGAUUGACACUUACACUGAGUGGAACAAAAUGUUUGGCUGCAGUCAGUGA
This is a messenger RNA of Menidia menidia (Atlantic silverside), 2328 nucleotides long. The record is from the annotation of a GenBank genome assembly. Lineage: Eukaryota; Metazoa; Chordata; Actinopteri; Atheriniformes; Atherinopsidae.